Batrachochytrium dendrobatidis JAM81 is the source of this 1098-nucleotide messenger RNA. RefSeq lists its product as uncharacterized. The transcript is spliced from 10 exons. Bases 1 to 1098 code for a protein of 365 amino acids. The record is from RefSeq and is a predicted model, not a curated record. Gene Ontology annotation, cellular component: cytoplasm. NCBI's taxonomy places the organism in Eukaryota, Fungi, Chytridiomycota, Chytridiomycetes, Rhizophydiales.
AUGAAUGACGAUGAUAUUCCUGACCUUGUUCUCGACCAACUACCAGAACACACAAGUGUUGAAUCGAGAAACAAAAAGGUGCCAGUGACAAUCCUUACAGGAUUUUUAGGAAGCGGUAAAACUACGCUGUUGCUUGAUCUAUUGAGUGAUCCUACUCAUGGAAAACGAAUCGCUGUAAUCCUCAACGAGUUUGGCGAAAGUGCCGGAAUUGACAAGAGUAUGAGUGUUGGCAAAGAUGGUAAAAUCAUGGAGGAAUGGCUAGAGCUUGCCAAUGGAUGUUUGUGCUGCUCUCUCAAAGAUGCUGGUGUUAAAGCCAUUGAGAAUUUGGUAAAAAGAAAGGGCCAAUUUGACUAUGUUUUACUGGAAACAACAGGACUUGCUGAUCCAGGUCCAAUCGCAUCACUGUUUUGGCUAGACGAAGAGUUACAGAGCGAUCUUUACCUUGAUGGAAUCUUGACCAUUGUAGACGCCAAACACAUUGAGCAGUACUUGACUACCCAAAAUAAGCACAACUCGAUCAACGAGGCUGUUAGGUUGAAGCAAAUUGCGUUGGCCGAUCGACUAGUCAUCAACAAGUGCGAUCUAGUAGACACGGACACAGUAAACACUGUGGUUGAAAAAGUCAAGUCUAUCAACUCUUCUGCUCCAAUCUUAAAAACUGAGCGAUCCAAGGUUCCUGUCGAAUUUAUACUUGAUUUGCAUUGUUUUGAGCAAGUAGAUAAUGACCCUUUUACCGACCGUGUUCACCAGCAGACUGCUCACAAGAUUGACGAGUAUGUAUCCACAGUUAUAUUCACAUGCACGGGAGUUGUAACCAAGACAAAACUGGAUCUAUGGAUCCAAGCACUGUUGUGGGAACAAACUCUUCUCAAUAUAAAUGCUUCUCUACCACAGCCCAAACUAUUGCGUCUUAAAGGUGUUGUGGACGUUAUCGGACAAGAUCGCAUGUGUAUUGUUCAAGGUGUUCAAGAAAUGUACGAUCUGCAUGAGGGGGGUGCUUGGCCCAACGGACCAAGAGUCAACAAAUUUGUUUUGAUUGGUAUGGAGCUGGAUAAAGAACUUUUGAUUCAAUCGUUCACUAAAUCAUGUCUAGACUGA